This is a messenger RNA of Trypanosoma cruzi, 1680 nucleotides long. RefSeq names its product phosphatidylinositol-4-phosphate 5-kinase, putative. The record is from RefSeq and is a predicted model, not a curated record. The transcript has a single exon. Bases 1 to 1680 code for a protein of 559 amino acids. NCBI's taxonomy places the organism in Eukaryota, Euglenozoa, Kinetoplastea, Trypanosomatida, Trypanosomatidae.
AUGGGCGGCGGUUCGCAGGAAAGGUUUGAGGGGCGACUGAGCUCAGCGGACGGGUACGUGACAAACGCCCAACUUCCCGGCAACCACAUCUACACAGGGGAGGUCUCUGAUGACACCAUGCAUGGAUAUGGUGUUUUGACGACGGAGUUGGAUGUGUACACGGGGAAUUUCUAUUGGAAUAUGCGUCAUGGGCACGGCACCUUUUGCUCCAAGGUGGAGAAACAUCCAACGGGAGUUAGGAUAUACGAUGGGGAAUGGAACAUGGAUGAACGUCAGGGAAUUGGCAGCAUUCAGUGGUGCAACGGAGACACCUAUAAUGGUCCUUUUUUAAGAGGGAGACCGCAUGGUGAAAUGGGCUCUUACAACUUUGCGGAUGGUCGUGUGUACAAGGGGGAGUACAGACAUGGCAUCCGUCACGGUAUUGGGCGGCUGACCCAAAAGAAUGGUGAGUACUAUGAGGGUGAAUUCAAGGAUGGUGCCAUGACGGGGAUGGGGAAGGGGUGGUACGCCGGAGGAAAGCGCGUUUACGAGGGAACAUGGGAAAACGGCAAAAAGGUGCGUGGGAAGUUGACGUUUGAGGGCAGUAAACGUAUGUACAACGGAGAUUGGAAGCAUGAAAAGCCCCACGGCGCAGGUGAAAUGAUUUUUGCCAACGGUGAUCACUAUAUUGGCGAUUUUGUCAUGGGAAAGUUGCAUGGCACCGGCUCCAUUACGUACCACUCGCAGGGCGGGAAGACGUACUGCGGCUUCUUCAUGGAGAACCAGCCACAUGGGAAGGGGGUUCUCACGAUGCCAGACGGCAGCAGCGUUGUGGGUUAUUUCAAGCAUGGUAUACAACUUUCUGAAAAUGACAGUGCGGCUAUUGAACAGGUCAUAAAAGAAACGGCAUCAUUACCCCAUUUAUUCGCCCACGAUGACGCGUGUUCUACCAGAUCCACGCCUGUGCAGGUUCAGAACACACAGCCUCCAUCGGUGGCCUCAUCUCUUUGGGAUGUCACGGAAGUCACUGAGAGGAAUAACAACGGAGGGGUACCGCCCCAGCAAUGCUCUUUGGUAAAUAAUAAAAAGGAGACAAGAGAAGAAGCCAAAAAAAAUGGCACAACCUUAUCUUCACCGUUUGUUUUAUUGGAUGCUACCAGGGAAUUGACAAUGCCUAAACUUCCCACUGUAGAACUUGAAAAUCCCCUGUUGGAGCCAAAUGGGAGUUGCAGCAAUCUUAGCAGGAAAAAAGAGGGGGAAAUUUUGGUUGUUGCCGCCUCUGUUCUCGCCGGUACGAUCAAGGAUGGUUGUAAGGGAUGGUUGGAGAAGUUUUCUAUUGGACGGAGUUUAAUUGGCAGGUCUAAUUGGCGUCGCCGGUACUUUGUGCUUGCGCCAUUCAAUAAAGGGGUCAGCCUAAGUUACUUUAAAGACGAGUCAUGCCACAAGCCUGUAGCAUUGUUGCUCUUGAAUACAAAUGACACCCGCAUUGUUACACGGCCAUCGGUGCGUACACACAAGGAAGCGACACAACCAGAACGUGAAAUAUGCGUUAUAUACGUGGAAAAGGAAAAGGAAUACAAACUACUUCUUCGUGCAUAUUCUGAGGAUGAUCGUGAAUAUUGGGUAUAUGCAUUGAGCAAGUUAUUCGACAUAAUUAAUUACCCCUCUGAUUUUCCCUUGUUGGAGAACGCUCAAGAGUAA